This is a messenger RNA of Pochonia chlamydosporia 170, 738 nucleotides long. RefSeq names its product xyloglucan-specific endo-beta-1,4-glucanase A. Gene Ontology annotation, biological process: polysaccharide catabolic process. NCBI's taxonomy places the organism in Eukaryota, Fungi, Ascomycota, Sordariomycetes, Hypocreales, Clavicipitaceae. The coding region runs from base 1 to 738 and encodes 245 amino acids. Gene Ontology annotation, molecular function: cellulase activity. The transcript has 2 exons. The record is from RefSeq and is a predicted model, not a curated record.
AUGCAGCCCAUUUCAACCUUCUUGAGAGUUCUCACUCUCACCACUUCUGUUCUGAGAGUUGCGGCAGACCCCAUUGCCUCAACGUGCGAGCAGUAUGGGACUAUACCAGCUGCAAAUUUCCUCCUAAACAAUAAUGAAUGGGGUUUAGAUACUGCCACGUCAGGCUCUCAAUGCACCUACCUAGACUAUGACAGCGGAAAUACCGUCUCCUGGCAGGCUUCGUGGACAUGGGCAGGGGGUAGUUCUACCGUAAAGAGCUAUCCAAAUGCCGGAUUGAACAUGGCACCAACACUCUUGAGUUCUAUAACUAGCAUGCCAUCGACGUGGAACUGGAGCUAUACUGGAACGGACCUCAUAGCUGAUGUAGCCUAUGACGCAUUCCUGUCUUCGACUAAUUCUGCCUCUGCACCUCAUGAAUACGAGAUCAUGAUUUGGCUCGGAGCAUUCGGAGGUAUUCAACCAAUAGGCUAUGGCACACCAAUUGCGUCCCCAACCAUUGGUGGCAUCACUUGGAAUCUGUACAAAGGCCCCAAUACUUGGACCGUGUAUAGUUUUGUUGCUACCAGUCAGAUAAAUAAUUUCUCUGGCGAUAUAAUGAACUUCUUCAACUACCUCAUUAAGAACCAAGGCUUGCCGGCAAACUACUACCUCCAAGUUAUGCAAGCCGGAACGGAGCCCAUGACCGGAUCCAAUGCCUGGUUUACGGUCAGCCCAUACACGCUUACCAUGAAUACUUAA